Molecule: messenger RNA, 1551 nt
Organism: Labeo rohita (rohu)
Lineage: Eukaryota; Metazoa; Chordata; Actinopteri; Cypriniformes; Cyprinidae
Source: the annotation of a RefSeq genome assembly
GUGGCAAUCACGCGCUGAUUCUUCUCUACUAACCACAAAGACAUUGGUACCCUUUAUCUCGUAUUUGGUGCCUGAGCCGGAAUAGCAGGAACCGCCUUAAGCCUUCUUAUCCGGGCUGAACUAAGCCAACCCGGAUCGCUUCUAGGUGAUGACCAAAUUUAUAAUGUUAUUGUAACUGCCCACGCCUUCGUAAUAAUUUUCUUUAUAGUAAUGCCCAUCCUCAUUGGAGGAUUUGGGAACUGACUCGUGCCACUAAUGAUUGGAGCCCCAGACAUGGCAUUCCCCCGUAUAAACAACAUAAGCUUCUGACUCCUACCCCCAUCAUUCCUAUUACUAUUAGCCUCUUCCGGUGUAGAAGCUGGAGCUGGGACAGGAUGGACAGUAUACCCACCUCUUGCAGGCAACUUAGCCCACGCAGGAGCAUCAGUAGACCUAACAAUUUUCUCACUUCACUUAGCAGGAGUUUCAUCAAUUCUAGGGGCUAUUAAUUUUAUUGCUACAACUAUUAAUAUGAAACCUCCAGCCAUCUCACAAUAUCAAACACCCUUAUUCGUCUGAUCUGUCCUAGUAACCGCCGUACUACUUCUCCUCUCACUACCAGUACUGGCCGCUGGAAUCACAAUGCUUUUAACAGAUCGAAAUCUGAAUACUACAUUCUUCGACCCGGCAGGAGGAGGGGACCCAAUCCUUUAUCAACACCUAUUCUGAUUCUUCGGCCACCCAGAGGUCUACAUUCUUAUCCUUCCAGGAUUUGGCAUUAUUUCCCACGUCGUAGCCUACUAUUCAGGAAAAAAAGAACCAUUCGGCUACAUAGGAAUAGUCUGAGCAAUAAUGGCUAUUGGCCUAUUAGGAUUUAUUGUAUGAGCCCAUCACAUGUUUACUGUCGGAAUAGACGUAGACACUCGUGCAUACUUUACAUCUGCAACAAUAAUUAUCGCCAUCCCAACUGGUGUAAAAGUAUUUAGCUGAUUAGCCACACUUCACGGAGGAUCAAUCAAAUGAGAAACUCCUAUGCUCUGAGCUCUUGGGUUCAUCUUCCUAUUCACAGUAGGUGGACUCACAGGAAUUGUUCUAUCUAAUUCAUCACUAGACAUUGUCCUCCAUGACACAUACUAUGUAGUUGCACACUUCCAUUACGUAUUAUCAAUAGGGGCCGUAUUCGCCAUUAUAGCAGCCUUCGUGCACUGAUUCCCUUUACUAACCGGAUAUACUCUACAUAGCGCCUGAACAAAAAUCCACUUUGGAGUAAUGUUCAUUGGAGUUAACCUCACAUUCUUCCCACAACAUUUCCUAGGUCUAGCAGGCAUGCCACGACGAUAUUCUGACUACCCAGAUGCCUAUGCUCUAUGAAACACAGUAUCAUCUAUUGGUUCACUAAUCUCUCUAAUUGCAGUAAUCAUAUUCCUAUUUAUUCUAUGAGAAGCCUUUGCCGCUAAACGAGAAGUAUUGUCUGUAGAACUAACUAUAACAAACGUAGAAUGACUCCACGGCUGCCCUCCUCCUUACCACACAUAUGAAGAGCCAGCAUUCGUCCAAAUUCAAUCAAACUAA